Molecule: messenger RNA, 4196 nt
Organism: Megachile rotundata (alfalfa leafcutting bee)
Lineage: Eukaryota; Metazoa; Arthropoda; Insecta; Hymenoptera; Megachilidae
Gene: haf
Product: leucine-rich repeat and fibronectin type-III domain-containing protein hattifattener
Molecular function (GO): protein binding
Source: RefSeq, a predicted model, not a curated record
GUAAAUGCAUUGUUUAUUUUCCUCAAUAAAUUACAGAAUAUAAAUGUUGACAUACACAUUGAGAAAAUAGAAAUUAAAGAAUAUGAAGGUAUGGAAAUAAAAAUUUAUAUGCGUACAUUCUACAUUUAAUCCGUCGCUUUUUAAUACCAUGACGCAUUCGUGACGUACACCAAAAUUCAAAUGUGAUAACCGGAUUUUUAUUUUAAGAAUGGCUGAAUUUCACAUUUAAUUUCGGCUACAAUCUGGACAAUCAAGAAUCGCUAAGUACAAAAUAUGUCUAACAUUUCAACUUAACAUUGCAGUAAUAAUUAGAUUAAAAUAACUAUGUCGAAAAAAUGAUUAGAGGAUUAACAAAAUUUAAAUACAAGUCAUAAAAUCGUCCAUCAGAAGUAAAAAAUCCCACAGGAUUUAAGAGAAUUCGCUGACGUAUGGCCCACAAAAGUGACACAGACAAACUGAGUGUACCGUGCCAACAAGGUCAAAUCGGGUACAUAUGUAAAUUGUUUUCUUGCUGAAGUGGGUCUCGGAUAUCAUGGAACACCCUGUAUAGUUCGUAAACGACUACAGGCCAGUGAAGGCGGUCACAGUGUAGAAUCGCCCAAAAAUCGGAACACCGAUUCGGUAGUUCACGGUCGAAGGAAUGAUCGAACGAAUUACUCUUUUCGAAACUGUGCUCCACCUGCCCUACCUUGGCCCGCACCGGUGCGAGCCAACGUUUCUAGAGGGGGUCGAACGCUAAGCGAAUUCUUGCAGUCUACUCGAAGACCGUGAUGCCAUCGAGACGAACUUAACGGUUCCCAGUUACGAAGGAGUCGCUGCCCGUGGAUUACGUUCCAUCUCGACUCGCUCGCGAAUUCCUCCUUCAUUUUCUUUUCUUCAUCGUGAUUUUUCAGUAGCUUCGGUUCGUCGUUCGACUUUUCAUUUCCGCCGCGAACAACAGGUGGUAUCCGUUCAUUUGAUAACGUUCCUGUGUUCCUGAGUUGAUCGUUCUUCUACGUGUUGCUUUCGUAUCUGAUAGCAAAUUUCGUGGCAGGAUUAUGGACCGGUUGUGAACGAACCGCCGACAAUUAUGAAUAUACAUCCGACAGUGCUGCUGCUGCUGGUAGCGAACAUAAUUGCUGGUAACCAGGUAGCCGCAACCUCCAGUUGUCCGUGGGCUCAACAUGUAGUGGAUCUCGAAAGCUCUUGUAUUUGUGACUAUAACCUGGCCAAAGAGCUCUCCGUGCAAUGCGAUAUCGUCGAUUAUGACCAGCUUCUAUCUGCCUUGCACCGCUAUGCGUCGAAAAGCAACGUGGAUUUGUUCUACGUCAACAACAGCACUAUCGGUACGCUGAGGAACAAUUCAUUCGCGUCGGUGAGGAUCAACAACAUACAACUAUCUGGCUGUCGAAUCAAGACGAUCGAGUCGGACGCCUUCAAGGGCCAGGAGAAUUCGUUGAAGAGCGUCAAUUUGAAGGACAACGACCUCACAGAAAUACCUAGCAAUACCUUGAAGAAUCUGAGGAAUCUGACAGUACUGGACCUCUCGAUGAACAAGAUCACCAGGGUUAACGACAAUGCUUUCGCAGGCCUAAAAUUGGUUACCUUGAAGCUAUCUGAUAACGAAGUGACCCUUGCACCUGGAGCCUUUCGCGGUCUGGAGAGAUCGUUAAAAAAUUUGAAUCUGAAGGGUACUAGGCAAAAGAAAGUACCGGAGGCAUUGAAAGGCCUUAGGACUUUGGCUUUUCUUGAUUUGUCGCAGAACAGUAUCAGGGAACUGCCUGGAUCCGCUGGCACCAAAGCCUUUGAAGGACUUGAAUCGCUGACUGGAUUGAACCUGGAGAGGAAUCUAAUCCAGAAUAUUGGACCAGACGCGUUUCAUGGCAUCAAACACACUUUGAGCUCCUUGAGCCUACUUAAUAAUCUCAUUCCGGAUUUCCCGACGGCUGCUAUCAACAGCAUUCAGGACCUCAGAGUAUUAGAUAUUGGAUUUAACUUAAUAACGGAACUGCCAGUGAACGCUUUCGAGAAGAAUCCAUCGAUAACUCUUCUGGCGAUCGAUGGAAAUCCAUUGUCCACCGUUCCGGAGGAAGCUUUAGCACGGUUAAACGGAACACUUCGCGGUCUAAGUUUAGGAGGUCGAUUUCUGGUUUGCGAUUGUAAACUACGAUGGAUCGUAGAGUGGAUAAAAACCAGGGAUUUGCAAGUCACCAGUCGGGAACGCAAACCGCAGUUUUGCGGAAGUCCACAGAAACUACAGGACAAAAGCUUUUACAACAUCCAUGCAGAAGAAAUGACCUGCGAAAGAACUCCAGAAAUUAUUGGAAUCGGUACGGUAGAAAGCGUAGACACCAGAGAACCUACAGGAUUUGUCGGAACAUCAAGCAGUUAUAACACAACCAUUCAUUCUCCUAUCACCAUGUCAACUACAACCACUACAACAACUGCUAUAAGCACGACCGUGACCUCCACUACGACUGAACAACCAAAAACUGAAGCACCAUCUUCAACCACUGCAAGAAGUAUUACCAACAGACCUACCGCUGCAAGAACCGGAAAUGUGGUGAUCAUGAGAACUACACCGUCUCCUUCAAAACACUCUCAGGACCACUUGCAGCAACAUCAACCAAGACCACCGCUGGUCCUUGGUUCUCCGUUGUAUAAAUCAAAGUCAAACGACAAGAACAUCAUAGUGAAAGAUGUGCUCAGACAAGACAAUGCUGUGAGCAUAUACUGGGACACUGAGGCGACUAAUAUACUGGGGUUCAAGGUUAUUUAUAGGCUGUUCGGGGAGAACAGCUUUAAACAGGCGCCACCUUUGGAGGCCAGUGAGCGAGAGUUUAAAAUCAAGAACGUUCCUUCACAGGAGUGCAUCGUAGUCUGUGUAGUAUCACUGGAAGAAACCAACAUAACUCCAGCAAAUGUACCUUACAAUCAGUGUAAAGAGGUAAGAACAGAGAAUUCGCCCACAUCCAACAUGGACAAAAUUACUAUCGCUGCCAGUGCGGCUAUAUGCGCAACGAUAGUUGUUGCGGUUAUAAUAUUCAUCGUGGCAAACCGACGAAGAGCUAGAAAGCUCCAUACCCUUCACAGCAUCGAUCAGACAAAGAUGGGUGGACCGAUUACUGGAUUGCCCGUUAAUUGUUGCUCUAACGUCGGUCCAACGCCUAGCCCUGGUGGGCCGUUGUCCUCAAUGGCAACUCUCAGUGCUUAUAAUGCUCAGAAAGAGUGGGACCAGGUGUCUGCUUACAGCAAUAGAAGCAUACCAAGACCGAGGAUAUUUCCCAUAGAUCGCCAAGGUUCGAUAACUAGAGCUUCCUGCAUCGAUGAUGUCAGAUCUCAAACUGGACACUACAGUGGAAAGGUGUCAACUCGAAAUGUAGUUGAUGGCCAAUCGCAGCAUAGUUUCUCUAAUACUUCGACAAGAUAUUUUGGAACUAACAUGAUGUCAUCUAAUCUUGCUAACACAAGACCAGAAUUAAGGCAGUCUCGGCAGUCUCUAGCUGCAGCUUCCGAUCGAAUGUCACGGACAAACUUCUCGCCAAGUCACAUGCCAUCUCAUUCUUCAGCCAGAAGACAGAGACCACGAUCAUGUAGUCGCAACUUAGAACAAAAUCCACCACGGCCUAGUAGCAGAUACAGCAUAGCUGAUUCAACGCAUACCCUCAAUAAUUAUGAAGAAAACAAUUGGACUGAUCACGACAUGGACAUCUACAUGGCACGCAAUCCUACUACGAGGAGUGGUCUCAUGCCCCUUUGAUGCGACACACUAUGUGUGUAUCAUUUUGCUCAAAUGUGUUCAGUGACAUUGUUUUGGAACAUCUGAACUCCUCUCAUUCAUAUAGAUGUACUAUACAACAUGACAUUUUAGAAGACAUAGAAUAGAUAGGUUUAAUGUUUAUAAGAGUUUUUACAAAUAUUACCAUGUAAUAAAUGUAUCAACGGAGUAGUAUGGAAAAGAACAUUACAAACGUAUAAGGGUUAAAAAGAUGGAUAUAAAGUGUUUUAAGGUGCACGUUUUAAAAAUGUACUCUGUGUUUGAAUUAUACAAGGUAAAGCUCAAUUAAUUCGAUCAUACGAUCUCUUCAAAUGACAUUAAGUCAUGAAAACGAGUCAAGAUUAACGCGUAUGAAUGAUGGAUGUGCUUUUAUCCAAAGACUGUAUCAUAAAAGAGAAUGUCUCCUAGAAUCUACAUUGUGUUGAUGCUCGUGCUUAUA